AUGUCAAUGUUCAGGUCCCCUGGAGAGGUAUCAUCCUCAGAGUCGUCUUCGGACGCGUCUUCGGACGAAAGUCAACAUGAUGUCUCUACGGAAGACUGCGUUCCCGUUCAAGGUACACAGCAGAGUAAGGAAAAUGGCAUUGAUGAAUCUCGCCUCCUGCAGGACAAUGCCCUUCGAGACCAUGAGGCUGAUUCCGGCAAGGUGCUGGAGGGUGAUACAAAGGACCAUUCAAACAUGAUGACGGCUGCCCUUCUCGAAUUUUACUGUCUUUCUCGGGCGGCAGACAUCUUGAACAAACAGGCGGGCGCCAAUGGACAGUACACGCGUGACUCGCCUGAAGUGCGAUAUCUCGGGAACCAGUUGUACACCCACAAGUCUGCAUUCCUGUCCUCAGUAGGGGCGGUGUCUCAGGGUAUUGAAGGAGAUGAAUGGGGGGCAACAAGGCAGUAUUAUCGCGACAACCUUGAUAUGUUGGGCAUGUCUAUGCUAGACAAACUCAAAAUCGACGAUGUCGGUGGACAGCAAUCUGGAAUCAUAGCAGCAAACGAUGGGGGCCCGAGCUUAGAGCAAAGUAAAUCUCUUCAGCUGUGGUCGACCAAUCCAGGUUUGAACAUGAUGCACCCCGGACCUAGUGGUGUUGGACUGCCAGCCGGCCAGAAGCGAUUAAUUGGCCAUGAAAACGUCCCUGCCUCACGAAACUUUCCAUUCGACCUUACGGCUUUGCUUAAUCCGUCAACACAAUUUCCAGGAAGCUCGACAGUUGGCUUGCCUCUGCUUCAGCCCAAACCACAACCGCCAAGCAGUCAUUUGUCACGUUACACUAUGGAGUUUUCUGAGGUCAAAGUUCUGGGCCGUGGCUCCUUUGGCGAAGUAUACCACGUCAAAAACCACAUAGACGACCAGGAUUACGCAAUCAAAAAGAUUCCUCUCAGCCAGCGACGACUUCAGCAGCUACAAUGUGGCAGUCAGAAUCAGCUGGAAAAAAUCAUGAAGGAGAUAAGAACACUCGCUCGACUCGAGCAUACCAAUGUCGUUCGAUAUUAUGGCGCCUGGGUGGAACGAUCUCCCAUUUCCGGUUACGCUACUUCGCUGCACGAGGAAUCUGAAGACAUCAACUCUGCGCAGAUGCAAAGCCGCACUUAUAGCAUGGGGAUGACAGACAGUAAAAGCUUCGGGAUCGUUUUCGAACAGUCAGAGACUUCGGAUGGCUCCAGUGCAUAUCAUCGCCGUCAGAGCCACUCCAGUGUGGGCACCCACACAUCAAAGGCAUCCACUGCACAUGGCAUGGGGGAAGAUGAUGAGGUAGAGACCAUCCCGCGCAACUUCAGCCUCGCCUCGCAAGACCCGCUGUCUACCUUUGGUGGCACCGAUGAUGAUAUUUUCACGGAUGGCCUCAGCGAAGAUCCGUCCAAGCUACAAAUUCAGCGCCGAUACCGAAGCGCAGCUCAACUGCCCGCUGUUGUUCUGCAUAUACAAAUGUCGUUACACCCGAUCUCGCUGAGCUCUUACCUCAACUCACAACCAAGCGCAAACGCGGAGCACGACAAAACGCUCCCACGGCGCCACUGCUAUCAUCUGGUGCCUUCUCUAAAGUUAAUGCUGGACAUCAUCUCCGGCGUUGAUUAUCUGCAUUCCAAGGACAUUGUGCACCGCGAUCUGAAGCCAGCUAAUAUCUUCCUUUGUGCCCCGGACAAGAAGCAAUUGGAUGGAUGUUCACCCUGUGCAAGCGCGCAUGGACCGAUCUAUAGAUAUUGCCAUCCUCGUAUUGGUGAUUUCGGUCUCGUCGCAGACAUCUCGCACAUCAACGAUUGCCCUCCAGAGGGCUCUUCGUCAGAGCCACAAGACGCAGAGAUUCACACUGUCGUUGGAACCGAAUUCUACCGUCCACCUUUUCACGCCAGCAAGGUAGGAAUGACAGAACGCCCACGCCAGCAUGGCAAACCAGCAUCCUUAUACGUCAUUGACGAGACGCUCGACGUAUACGCGCUGGGUGUUACUUUGUUUGAACUAGUUUAUCCACUCAAUACCAAGAUGGAGCGCCAGCUCGUUCUCACCGGGCUCACCCGAGGACCACCCGGGCGAACUUCAACCGGACCUAUCUUUCCCGAAGACUUCUCACACAAACUUCAUAUGGGCUCCAUGACCCUUGCUGGUGGAACGUCAGUAGCUGAAUAUGUAAUGACGUGCAUAAAGGGCAUGCUAGAGCCAGAUCCGCAACAGCGCUGGCGCUCCCCGCAGAUUAAGAAGUAUUUGAAGGAGCUUCUUUCCCAGGUGCAGGGCCUAAGCUAGCCUAGUGGUCUGUAGCAUGACCUCCGAGGGUUGGAAUGUGUUUGAAGGUAGAGAAGUGAUCGAUGGAUCAAUUAGUUGGGGUUGGCGACGUGCACAUGGUCAAGAACAUACUGGAGAUCUGGAAACGGGAGUCGAUUAGCGGGCAAGGAAAAGGGAUCAUG
Molecule: messenger RNA, 2450 nt
Organism: Aspergillus costaricaensis CBS 115574
Lineage: Eukaryota; Fungi; Ascomycota; Eurotiomycetes; Eurotiales; Aspergillaceae
Product: putative protein kinase
Exons: 2
Coding region: 1-2289 (762 amino acids)
Biological process (GO): protein phosphorylation
Molecular function (GO): ATP binding; protein kinase activity
Source: RefSeq, a predicted model, not a curated record